Molecule: messenger RNA, 3342 nt
Organism: Caenorhabditis sp. 36 PRJEB53466
Lineage: Eukaryota; Metazoa; Nematoda; Chromadorea; Rhabditida; Rhabditidae
Source: the annotation of a GenBank genome assembly
AUGUGCGAUAUAAGUACAGUAGAACAACUGCUGGAAAUUGCGAAACACGGUAAAUUUUUCCACAAAAUGCAGAAGAAUGCAAGAAAAGUGGAAUUUCAGCUGCUGAAAGUGGAGAAACGUUAAAAUUCGAGUACAAAAAGCACAUUGGCUUCCUGAUUCGCCAUCUCAACGUAUUUCCGCAACCGUACAAUAGUCUUGAGACGGCAAGGUGAGCUUUUGAAGAACAACUGCAUUAUUUAGUAGAAAUACGUGGUUUUUCGUUCAGAAACACAAUCUUCCUGUUCGCCAUCUCCUCGCUGGACCUGCUGGGCGAACUCGACAAUCUUCUGACGCCCGAACGCCGCCAAUCCUACAUUGAUUGGAUCUACGGCCUCCAGUUCACCGACGGUGAAUUUUCCGAAAAAUUGCCACGUUUUUGACCUUAUUUCCGCAUCAGAACGCAUCAAAAUAACCCCUUUUUCGCUAAUUCUCUUGUUGACUGUUCACUUGUGUUGUUAUUAUUUUUUGUUGCUUUUUCUCCGGAAAUGAGUGCUCCGGCUCUUUAUUGUGCUCCGGAAGGCCGCGAUUUUGGUGCGCGGUGGUACGGACAACGUGGAUUCGGUGGCCUUUUGGAGGAUUUGAGUGGGCCGGACGACGGGACCGCCCACUGGAUUCCCCAGUACAAUUUGGAGGCGUUUUGGCGGUGAGCUUUGCAGAAAUUGGGAGAUAGUGAUGUCUUUGGGGACUUUGACCAGAAGAAUGCGGGUGUGUUUCUGGUUUUGAGUCCGCAAUAUCAAUAUUGCGUCAUCGCUAGCCCGUAGACCGUCGGCUGAUUGGUGGGCGCCGCGGACGCCGCCCUCUGUCGGCUUUCCGGCUGACAUUUCGCGACGCCGACGGAAGAAUACUACAUCUUCCCAUUUUUCUUCAUAAAUGGGUUCAUCACACCCUUUACUUGCAAAGAGCAAUAAGAAAUUUGCAAAAAACUCUCGGAGACACUACAAAAACUGCAAUUUUCGAGUAGAGAUUGGCGCUACAAAGGAGAAUCGAAUUCAUUUUAUUCUUUUUCAUUGCUCUUUGUUUUCAAAAAGUGUAUUAAUCACUUUAACAUUGAAAUCAUUCAAAAAUCUGUUUGAUUUCUCCGGCGGCACGCGUUGACUCACCCCAGAGUUAGAUGGAUGCGUCGAUGGGACGCAUGAUGAUUCAAGCACUCAUACCCAAUUUCUUAUUGCCCUUUGCAAGUACUGGUCAUAAAGAACACGUUCAUGAAGAAAAAUGUAAAGAUGAAUCAGUGUUCUUCCGGCGGCCGCGUCGCAAAAUGUCAGCCGGAGGGUGGCGGACGCAGAAACGUAUUCUGAGUUUCUCAGAUCGUUCACUCAAAAGUAAGGAAGAAAAACUGUUUUAAAGUUAAUUUUCAGCCGCCAACUUCCCCCGAUUCCCGUCGGACUCGUCGAACCGCUCAUUCCGCCUAGAACCAGAGGGGUUUGUUAUUUUUAUUUGUCUUUUUAAAUUUCAUUAAACUCGCCUUUUUCAGCCGGAAAACCUGAACCGUCUGCCCGGCCAUUUCACAUUUCUGACGAAAGAGUUCGAAUUGUACAAUCGGAAUCUGCUGACCGCGCGUUUAUUGGACGAAACACGCGAUAACGGGGAAAUUGGACAGAUUUUGAAGAUUUGGACGGUGAACGAACGCUCGAAACGGCAGUGGUUGGAGUGCUUUAAAGUACAGGUUAGGGCUGGGACUUUUAUAAAUAUUGGGAAAAAAAUUCUCAAAUUUUUGCAGCUCAACGAAAAAGGUCUGCCGAUCGCCGACUCUGUUCAGUUGAUCCACGAAAAGAAGCUGAAAAUGGUGCCGCCGGCGAAAUCCGAGCAUUCGCAACGCCGAAACGAGCCACUCCUGGAGGUGCGCACCUCGAUCUGGGCCUCCGCGCGUCUCUUCCUCCGCUCGUCCACUCUUUUGCAUUUUCUCGACGAUUUCGGCGCGCAGACACCGAUUUUUCACGUGGCAGUCAAGAGUUUUGCCGAAUCGCAUCUGCUCGAGGGCCAGAUGACCGUGGUCGACUACAGCGGACGCGUGUGGAUGCACGAUAUCGGCGGAGGGAAUCCGGAAAAAGCGGAUAAAUUGGAAACGAAUUCGGAGGAAGUCUGGCAGAUUGUCACGUUUACGGACCAUCCGAAGGUGGUGGCGCUGGCCGGAAUCACGCACGUGGAUCUGGUCGACACACGGUCCCGCUCGACCAGGGAAUUGUGGCGGAGCCCGGAGUUCGAAGUGCGCGGACUCAAAGAGCCCCAAUACUUACAGGCCACGGCCCCCGCUCCGGCGAUUGUGCGCCACGUGGCACGAUGCCCACGGACCGCCAACAACUUUCUUGUGAUGAGUGAUCGAAAGUGCCAUUUAGUGGACGAUCGGUUUCCCGGACGGUCUGUUCUGGAAGUGAGACACCCGUUUUCGAGUGGGGCACAUCGGUUUGUGGUCGGCGAGACGCCCGAGAGCGACGAAAUUGGCGACGGAGAGGUGAGAAGGCAAUUUUUGAGGCGGAAAUAUGAAGAAAAAUUAUUGUAGGUCUACUCGAUGUACUGUCUGGACCAGCUGAGCGUGCUCGACUCGUCGCUGUCCGUCGCGAAGCUCUACCAUCACGCGGGCGGUCUCUGGUCGUCCGCUCACGCAUUCCGGUCCCUCGGCGAACCGCACGACUUUAAUCGGACGGUGCGACGCGGAAAACACACGAAAGGCGAGCGGAUCGUCGCGGAACCGACACGCGCGUUCCAUUUAGUGGAGAAUCCCGCCCGGAAGAGCACACUUUUGCUGAGACAAACGGACGAUGGGGCCGUUUGGUGGCAGGCGCUGGUCAGUGGGACCAUGAAGGACCGGAAGAGGAUCGGAUGGGAACGGAGGAGUGCGGAAAGGAUCGCGGAAGGACGACGGAAGGACGCGGAACAGUGGAAACGGGAGGAGUGGCGGCCCGUUUAUGCGGACGAAAUGGGCGAGGAGGUAAAGGAGACGCCCGCGCAGAGGAGGUAAUUCACACGGAGGUUCAAGAGUUACGAAAGCUUUUGCGCUCGAAAAUGGCUCUUGGCACGGUGCCAGCCAAAAACGUUCGAAAACUUUCAGUGCUUUCCAUUUUCAGAAUCCGAUUGCACGUCGACGUGCCGGAAGUGGAUCGCCGGAUGAUCGCCAAAUGUACACACCGCGCAGUGGAGGCCCAACGCAAAGGCGCCGCCCAAUUCCACGUGGACACCCGCGAAAUCGCCGAAAAAUUGGUCGUUCUGGCGUUGGACGACGAGAACAGCGUGCUUUCGAAGAUCGCCCUCGACACGUGGGCGGCGGCCGAAAAAAAGGCGACGGAAGCGAAUCUUCCACCCGUUUAG